Messenger RNA from Schistosoma haematobium, 6932 nucleotides. Its product is annotated as Non-canonical poly(A) RNA polymerase papd5. The record is from RefSeq and is a predicted model, not a curated record. Gene Ontology annotation, molecular function: poly(A) RNA polymerase activity; mRNA binding. Gene Ontology annotation, cellular component: TRAMP complex; nucleolus. Gene Ontology annotation, biological process: RNA 3'-end processing. The coding region runs from base 402 to 1478 and encodes 358 amino acids. NCBI's taxonomy places the organism in Eukaryota, Metazoa, Platyhelminthes, Trematoda, Strigeidida, Schistosomatidae. The transcript has 7 exons.
UUGUGUUGUUGCUUAUUAUUUUCUAUUGCUUUCAGUAGUAAAUGUAACUGAAUCGUGUGUAAGUUCUGGGUUGUUGACUCACCUUCUAUUUUGUUCUUCUCCUCAACAGUCAAUGUCACGCUACUCUUCAUGCCUCCCUGGAACCACCUAGCUCGGCUCAAGCCCCUACAACAUGAAGCUGAUUAAUAACGCCCAACCAAAAGAAUGCCUAUUAAACUUUUAGGGCUCAAUAUUUUAAUUCAUUUUUAAAUUUACUAAGUACAUAUAGCAAUCAGCGAUCUCAUUUAUUGAACAUAAUUUUCGUCGAUGCUAAGGUCGUUUGGAUCAAAAGGCGCGUCAUUCCGCACGGUGUAAGAACCUUGUGGAGACCACCCACCGCUAGUUUCGUGACAGUCGGUGUCAUGGAGGGUGUAGCAAUUCAAACAGGAUAUAAUAGAAAUAAUGUCACUUCUGCUUUGAAGCCUGAUGAAUAUAGGAACUAUGGCUUUCCUCUUGGACAAAGUUUUAAACUAGAAGACAUACCGUGGAAGUCAACGGAAAAGGAAUACGAUUUCGGUGUCAUUGGACUGCAUUCUGAGAUAAAAGACUUCCUGAACUACAUAUCACCGAAUCCAGCAGAACAGUUUGCUCGCGAGAUAGUCGUUGCCAAGGUUAAGGACAUUGUGUAUGGUCUGUGGCCAAAUUGUCAAGUUGAUGUCUUCGGAAGCUUUAAGACAGGCUUGUAUCUUCCCACAAGUGACAUUGAUAUGGUCAUAUUCGGGAAAUGGGACGCCUUACCUCUACAUACUUUAGAACAAGCUCUGUUCAAAAGUGGCAUUUCAUCUGAAAUCAAGGUUUUAGACAAGGCCACAGUACCGAUUGUAAAAAUGACAGAUAAAGAGACAGAACUUCGAGUGGACAUUAGCUUUAAUAUGAUUAAUAGUGUCAAAGCGGCGGAGCUUAUCAGAGUUUUCAUGAAAAAAUACCCGUGCCUCCCAUACUUGGUGUUCGUCUUAAAGCAAUUUUUGCUUCAACGAAGCUUAAAUGAAGUGUGGACUGGAGGAUUGAGCUCAUACGCACUCAUAUUAAUGUGUGUUAGUUUUCUGCAACACACACUACGACCCGAAGUCUCUAUUGAUGAUGUCAAUUUGGGCAUUCUAUUGGUCGAGUUCUUCGAGCUUUAUGGUCGUCAUUUCAAUUACAGAAAUACAGCUAUUCGUAUCACAAAUGGUGGGUGUUAUGUUCGUAAGGAAGUUGUCCAACAAAAUAUGGAGAGAGGCUUACGUCCAUCGCUUCUUUGUAUUGAGGAUCCGCUUUGCCCUGGUAACGAUGUUGGUCGUCGAUCCUAUUGUGCACUCCAAAUUAAACAGGCUUUUGAAUAUGCCUACGUUGUUCUUAGUAGUGCCGUACUUCCUCAGUAUCAUUUUUUGCACUGCAACACUGAUGUUUCAAUACUUGGACGAAUCAUUCGUAUUUCCAAAGUAAAUGGGUGUUUUUAGUAGUUCCUAUGCCCCUAUUUUGCUAACCCGUUAAUAAUCAAUUCUCUCUAGAAAGCAUUAUAAUUGUCGCGAAAAGCCAAUUGAGUUCUCUGAUUUUUUGAAUCACCUCACUAAUAUGUGAUGAAUUUUAGGGGUCCUUAACUAAUGAGUGAAGUGGAAGCGAUUCAAAACAGCUAGUCUACUACGGAAUAAGAAUAAGCUUCUAAAUAAAGUCCAGACUUUGAAUCAGUGCGGAAACUGAAAUUAUCCAUUGUAUCUUCUGAUACUACUUAGACCUGGUUAAGCAUAUCGAUGGAUUUUCUGUGAAUACUUUUUUUUGUAUCUCUUCAGGCGCAGAUCCAUAUACUUGGUUUUGAACUACACUCAAAGCGUAAGUCCUAGUGAUGCUACCUAGUUGCUCAUACCGAAGUAGGUAAAGCGGUGUUCACAACUGUAGACACUACAUUCAUUUCAAAGCUCAAUAAAUAGGACCCAUGCUAAAUCGACUGUACUUCAACUGCCGAUUUUAGUUAGAUAUUGUAUCAUAUUAGGAAUUGUUGGUCACAUAGCUGAAAUCUGCCCAUUCUACUAAAUGAUGUCAGUAUUUACAAAUUGGGUGCUCCCUUAGCUUUAUUAAUUUUAUGCUGUAUCAUCGAGAGUGAACAUCUUAUGAUCUACGUUCACAAUGUUAUAAUGCUAAAAGUUCAUACUUGUGCUCUACUGAACUAGUUUCUAAGCUGUUGCUGAAGCUUAAUAUUGAUACUAACUUAUCAGGGGGAGAUCAGUCCACUAUAUAUCAUAUGCCUUAAAAAUUAGUCCUAUGCUUAGAAUUACUUGUUUUAAGUCUGCAAAAAAUUUCUUCUAUGAUUAAAUCAUGCUUAAAAUAUGUACACUUAGUUUUCGUUUUGUCUUAUUGCCCGCACUAUUAAGCGUAACAUCUACCACUAAUGGUCUCAAAAACAAAUAGUUCUGUUAAAAAACUGGUUAGUCGAAUAGACACUGAUUAAAUUUUUUUAAAAUCGCGAAAGAAAAAAGGGACCAGAGUUUUUCUAAGGUUUUCAGCAUUUAGUUUGAAAAUUGUUAUUGAAACUAGUGGCUUUCUGUUUUUUAGAUAAUGUUCGUACAGGUGUUCAUCUCGUCUUCUCGAGUAGUUAUGUUAAUGUUAACGUAAUUUUUACAAGUAGAGCGACUAUGAUAAUCAAAUAACUAAGUUUUGUAGUGUGUUGUGGGACGUUGGUUAGUUAAAGAUUUUGGGAUUUUACCAUUACAAUACAUCCCUCAACUCUUGUUACCACAGAAACUUAGUUGUUAGCUGCGAAAAAUCUUACUUAGAAGCCGUCGCUGAAUUGAAGUACUUGAUUUAAUUACUUCAUUGUGUAUUCAAUAUUUCCUAACCCAACUUCCUUAUCGUUGUAAAUUUUGACUUCGCAAAAACCAGUUGCGCUAGCUUCGUUGUUUGGAUUGUGUGUGUCAGUUUGGUUUUCUGUAUUUACGAGAUAAAUUGUCUUUAAUUUUAUACAAAACAAGCUUCAUUUCUAACCUAUUUUAUGGUUUUUGCAUACAUGUUUUUCCAAGUAUUAUUUCCAAUGUUGUCACCGGUGUUAAUCAUUUUGGAAUGAUUUUUCAAAACCUGUAGAAGUCUGUUGAAUUCCGUCAAAGGAUCCAAGAUUAUGCUCAUCACCUACGCGCUUCACUCCCAGUAAAUACAAAAAUGUUGCAGGGAAGUGUAAGUAGCAGAUCUCAAAAUUUCAUCGUUCCAUCGAGUCCCUGGGUCGCACAGUCCAACCUGAACACAGUCAAUAGAAUAGAUUGUACACUGCCACCAUCUGUAGAACAAAGAACUAAUUUUUCUGUGCAUUCCAAUUUACCUGUUGUUCCUAGAAAUGAACAACUUGAUCUGCCGAUUCUUGUUUGGCAAUCGAAUCCCAGUGUUAAUGCAUCCCAAGUACCAAAGCUUUCCGGUGCACAAGAUGAAUGUGUUACCGAUGACAAUACUUCUCGAUCACAGAUUAAUUUCUCAGUAGAAAAACCCGUUAGUAUUUCUAGUUCUGACAGCUAUAACGAGCAUAUUGAAAUAAUUAACUCGGAAACUUCAAGUGAUGAAGGAGACCUUCAUUGCAAUACUAAUGGCGAAUCCGAUGUUGAAAAACCUGGAGAAUACAGCGUAUUAGCGGAUGAACUGUGAGUUAAACACUUAAAAUUCUGUGUUGUUUUAGUGAAAUGUCUAGUUGAGUGUCAUACAUAAUACAAUCGUUCAUUAAUAUUUCAGGUGACCUGUGCUAUUUUCAUAUUCUGUUAGACUAUUUGUUAUCUUUGCUUUAGUUUUUACAAUUUCCCUAGUCUUAAUCCGUCGAAUUUUUCAGUAAAUAUAAUGUCUGUUUCUUAGGUAACUAGUACUAUGUAAAUGUAGUUAUAAAUAAUUAUUAGAAUACCUCAACUAAUACUUUGGUAUCUCACUAAUGAGUUAGUCAGGCUUUAAAUCAAUAAAGUAAUCAACUGUAUUUUAACAAGUACUAAAUUUCUGCUAGGAGGAACACAAAUAUAUUUGUCAAACUAAUGUUUGAAACUUCAGGAAAUUCAUUUAAGGUGUUUUUCUUACUUCAUUAUUUAUGAGAUGUCACUAGAGUUACGACCAACUCGUCUUACAGUUAGGUUACUAUUUUAUGACAAAUAUUUGGAAAACGAUUCAUUCUUGACAAUAUUGAGGAUUUAAUUUUGCCUAUACAGUCGUUGUGUGUGAUAAUGCUUCAAUUAAUCCCUAGGAUUUUUCACCAUAUUUUUUAGUGCUUCCCUAACAACAUUUAACCAAAUAGAGAAGAAAAACACUUUAUCCCCAAUAGUUAACACUGAUUCGUUAAAGUCUUCAGAGGUUACUUUCAGAAAACCCCACCAAGGUCGUAAAAGACGCUGCUUACGGGUAUUAACAUCCUCCAAACCCAACGCGGGUAACUCUUCAAAUCAGCAGUCAAGAAAUCUCCGUGAUGAUUGUAUCGUGUCUAUGUAUCCAAACGUAAGAGAUGUCGCUUUUUCGGCCCAAAGAACAAGUUCCCAAAACCAUGUUCACGGAAAAAGUAACAGUUUUUGUAAGUCAUAUGAAAAACCACAUCAAAGUGCCUUGGUUUGUUUCCCUACCUCUGUUGGAUCUCAAGUUUCGCGCUCAAAUAAUUCGGGUUCUAAUAGUUUUUCCCGCUUGUCUCAAGCACAAAAACGCCAUGCAACAACUUCUAGACGCUCAAAGUAGACUGCGAUACACUUUUGUAAAUAGAUUCAUAUUUAUAUAUACUUACCUGUUAAAUUUUUAGUUUAUUUCCUACCUAAUUUUUGUGUACAUAUCCCAAUAAUUUACCUAUCUCUUUUCAGUUUUUUGAAAACAUAAAAAAGUCACCCGAGUUUUGCCUUAAGCUAUUAUUUAUCGUUUUGAUUAUUUUGGUCGUAUUUCUUCAAAUCAUAUAAACAGAAAAUAUAUACUAAAACCAACUGUUGUUUCCAAACUAGGUUAUUUACAGUAAAGUGAAGUGAGAUAUGUACCCAGUUAUGUAAAUAAUAAGCAUUUUGCAAAACUGGUAAAUCCUCUUACUGCUUAUUCUAUAUUUUGCCAGUAUUUUUUCUCGUUUUUCCCUGCGAAAUGCCUUUAUACCAACAUGUGUAUCUUCAUCUGUAACCUUUGGACAAAAACAAAUGACAACACUGUGAUUCUUCCGAAUAACUUGAUUCGAUCGCUUUGCAUAUGUUCAGAGUUUUCAUGUGUAUGUAUUUGCAGACACACCUCUAGAUUUACUUGUAUUUUGUUUUAUUCAGUGUUAGAAAUGAAUAAAAUUUGGGAGACCUAUCAUUUUUUAAUAAGCUUACUAUUUAUUGACUUCAUUAUAUUGCAAAGUAGCCGGUCGGGGUUCAUUUAUAUAAUAUUCAGAUUUAUCACAGAAAAUUUGCGUUACAAAUUUAUAAAUCACUUACUUUCUAGUUGCAUUAGUGGGUUUUACUAUUCAACGUUGGCGUCUACUACAUCACGUAAGUUGUGUCUAGACAAAUGCACCAACAAUUUUGGCAGAAGUAUUGUCACAGACUGCAUUUGCUAAGAUUGUUUCAAUGUCAAUCCAAUAUUUGAUCCAACUAUUUAACCACAAGCUUGUUAUCCUAAAAUACGACGACAUUGAUUCCAAGGUUCCACUAUACCAUGUCGUGUUUGUUCGUAUGUACCUAAUCUGUUAUUGAUAAGAAACAAGACACAGGUGUAGAGGGCAAUAUAUUUGUUCGAUGAAUGUAGUAAGGUGUAAUCGACAAGCGUAAACGAGUUGCGCAAAUGCAUGGUGUUUUUAUCAGUGAUUCCAACGUUUAACUAUAUACUCAAUCGGUUUAGUUCUUUCGAAUUAGGUUUUUCUGACCUAUUUCAUCCCAUAACUUUUCGGCAUAUUAUUGAGCAGUUUACUAGUAGUUUAGUAUGUGUAUUUCGAGACACAUGUAGCUUUGAUUCGUGCUUUAAUACCUUGUGCUGGAGGAUGUCUCAGUAAAGGUAUCUACGUCAAACAAUGGUAGAUGGUCUCUCAGUUUCGUGGAUUGGUUGAAGUUAGACAUUAGCAUCGUCAGAUGCCGGCUCAGUGGUCUAUAGUUUAAGUGUUUUCGCGCGAGAACAAAGUUCCUAGGUUGGAAUCCCGCGUGCGGGAUCGUAACGCUCACUUCUGAGGAGCCCCAUAAUGAGACGAAAGCACCGUCCAGCGUUUCCAGUUUUUCAGUGGUGGUCUGACAUCAACCGAUGCAUGAUCUCAAUUAAAAUGUUUGAUUUUCUGUGACAUUUAGUGUAUUGUGGAUAAGCUUUUUUAAUACCAAAAUUAAUUUAUAACGAUUUAAACAUAAGUACCCGUGUUUUUAUUUACAAUCUCGAAGGAUUCAAUACUUGACAUAUGAUUCUCAUCUCAGUAUCAUGUCCAGUUACGUUAUUACUGAGAUUCUGCGGCUGAUAUGAUCGAUAGCGUGCGAUCAGCAUUAAGGGCUAGACAGUAUAGCAGUAGUUACUACCUAGUGUAUUAUUAAACUGCCAACAAAGUUUUAAGAUAAAGACUUGAAGAAUCUUGAAUCGGGAACUAGCUUUUCAAUUCUCUUUUGUGACUUCCAUAGUUUUUCAAAUGCUUUUAACUUCUGUGUAGUUUGGUGCUCAAUCAAGAAAUUGAUUAUCUUGGUGGGAGGUAGUGUCGAUUAGCUGCGGCAUUGUUGCACUGCCGAACGGCUCAGCAACGGUGUACAUUAAUUUCUUGUUUUUCAAUUGCCUUGUACAAAAAUUUCUCCAAUAAUGUCUUAAGGGAGAGAGUUAUAUAAUACGUUUUCUGCUCAAUAAUAUUUGAAUAUAAACUUUCACCUUCAAACUGAUGUCCCUUUAUAUAUGUAGAUAAGUCUCAUUCUGUUAUCAACAUAUCAAAUAGAAAUCGUUUAAACAGUAAACUAACUUAAGAUAGAACUGAAGUUUUGAUCCUUAGAGCAUCG